Penicillium paradoxum is the source of this 1125-nucleotide messenger RNA. RefSeq lists its product as uncharacterized. The record is from RefSeq and is a predicted model, not a curated record. Bases 1 to 1125 code for a protein of 374 amino acids. NCBI's taxonomy places the organism in Eukaryota, Fungi, Ascomycota, Eurotiomycetes, Eurotiales, Aspergillaceae. The transcript has 7 exons. Gene Ontology annotation, molecular function: dioxygenase activity.
AUGCCGGCACAGUAUAUCGAGAAAUAUGACCAAGUCCCUGUGACCAAAGAAAACCUUGACUGGGCCGAGCUUAUCACACUGGACUUGAGCCAGUACGAACAACCAGGUGGCAAGAAGGACCUUGUCAAGCAGCUCGAUCAUGCUGUCAGAAAUGUUGGGUUCUUCUAUGUGAAGAACUUCAACAUCAGCCAAGAAGAGAUUGACAACCAGUUCGCUUUAGGGCGGGAAUUUUAUGCCUUGCCACUUGAAGAGAAACUCAAGUUUCACAGCGCCAGUGACCUUGAAAGAGGAGAGUACAACUCUUACCGUCCUGCAGGACACCGAAUCCUAGGAAAUGGUGUCAAGGAUAAUGUCCAGGUGUACAACCUUCCGAAGUUCGAUGGUUACCACGAGCGACCCCAGCCCUCGGUUCUCGCAGACAAUAUCAAGGAGAUUGAAAAGUUUAGUCGGAAAUGUCACACCGAGGUCGUCGAGAAACUGCUCCGUCUCUUCGCAAUCCUGCUCGAGCUGCCGGAUGAGGACCAACUAGUCCGCGAUCACCAGGCGAGGAUCAUCUGCGCUAUAUGCAUUAUGCACUAUAUGCAUUAUGCAGCUCGCAGCACCGAAGACAACAAACAGGUCGGCGAGCUUUACAGCCCCGGUCACACGGACUUGGGAACAGUCACCCUUCUUUUCCGGCAACCAGUGGCAGCACUCCAAAUUCUCAAUUCAGAGAACGAGUGGAAAUGGGUGAAACCGCAGGACGGUACUAUUACUAUCAACACCUGCGAUGCUUUGACAGCACUUACUGGUGGAUUAAUCAAGUCAAGCAUUCAUCGGGUGCAUGCACCACCUGCUGACCAGGCCCACAUCGACCGCUUGGGUGUGCUGUACUUCGCGCGGCCCAACAACCAUGUUGUCCUCGACCCAAUCCGGAACAGCCCCGUCCUUCAACGACUUGGUUUGACUACUAAUGUGUUCACUGAACUUGGGCAGCACCUUACAACUGAAGAGUGGGUUAGAGUGCGGCAAACCCAACAGCAACGAAGACAUCGCGAUGUCAAGAUUUCAACUGAGGGUAAGUAUACAUACAAGCCAAAAGAUCUCGAGAUCAUUCCUGGUCUUCAGGCUGCGAUCUACAACUAG